Messenger RNA from Cajanus cajan (pigeon pea), 991 nucleotides. The record is from RefSeq and is a predicted model, not a curated record. Lineage: Eukaryota; Viridiplantae; Streptophyta; Magnoliopsida; Fabales; Fabaceae.
CCGUGAUUGUCCCAAAUUAGAACAUCAGAAGAGCAUGGCAAUUGCAAAUAAUAGAAAAGAUUAUUUUGGAUCUGGAGGUUACAGAGGGGAAAUUUAAAUGACAUCUUUUGUGUACCAAAUUUCUUUGAACACUAUUAGAUUAUUAAGGGCUAGUUACUGUAAUAACACCGGUUCUGACAAAAGAAGAAUGAUUCAGAACGUAGCGAAUGUUUUCUGGGUUGAUUAUAACUUGUAUGGCAUGGGUCAUUUGCACCUAUCAAAGAUGAAGUUCCGCCACCCUAUACCUGACACUUGUGAGAAAUUUAAUAUUGAUAGCCAGCAGCAGCAUAGAAAGGCAGAUUCAGAUGGUCAUGCAUGUUCGGAGUCAAGAUUCUGGAUGUCUUUCAUGGUCCCAUCUGAGUGGAUGUGGUCUCUCCCAAACAAAUCCAGUGCCUUGUCAAAUGACGAGGCUCACUGUCCUAAAUGCCAAAGCACCUAUGAGCUUGAAGGAGAUACUUCUGUAGAUGAUGUCAACAUGGUGCAGUCACUUGUACCAAUAUGUGAGGAACAACAGAAACGGACUGGGAUUCAGGAGACUACCAUGCGUUCUGAUCAUUGCAAACCACUUCCAGAAGAUGUUACGGAACUUUUCUCUGUUGGUCUUGACUUUGAGAAAAAAAUUAUUGAAUUGUGCAGUGAAGCUGAAGCCUCUUUAUUUUGUACUCCUCCUGGGAAGGAAUUGAGAGAAACAGACAUAAUUGGCUCAUUAUCACCACCAGCUUCAUUAUGCAAAAGUGCCAAAUUGCAUGAGGAAGGGACUGACACAAGUCUUGAAAUGUUGACUAUGGAUGAAAUCCGAUCAUCUGAAAUGAUUGGAACGUUGGACAUAAAGGCUGCUGAUAAGGAAGCACAAAAUCUUCUUAAGUGGCUUGCAACUUCUCAAGCUGCAGAGGAUAAAACUCUGAUGAUGAACUUGUUUAUGAAACAAUCUUGACUCCCUUGUUACCUGCUG